GCAAGAAACCAUCUUUUUCGAGGAUUCGCAAGAAUCGGAACAAAAGGCAAGAGUUUGACGUGAGCAAGACGAGAAAAAAUUCAGAAACUUUCAGAGAGAGAGAGAGAACGAAAAAGAAAAGGGAAAAUGGUUUCAACUUUCAGGAGGUGAUAACUGACGAAAUGCAGAGGAAGAAAGCCGGUAUAAAAAGGUGGGAGGAGGAAGAGAAAGUGAAGCUGCAAUAGUUCGCCACAUCUUCCCUCUUCUUCUUCUUCGCUGCUCUGCUAGUGCUGCAUGCCGAUCGCCUCCAAGAUCGUCUACUUCCAGCGCCGCCGCCCGACGCCGCCGCCGCCGGAGCUGGAGCCGGAGCCUCCCGACCCGCGCCGUAGGCUCUGCCGUGGAGACCCCGCGGCCCCUCGCCGCCGACGCAGCUCCCUCUCCAAGCAGGAACAUGUUCCAGGAAAUAAAAGAGAUACCGCAAAGCGUGUCACAUCUGCUGGAAACAUAAUAGAACAAGCAGGAAGCACAGGUUCCAACUCAAGACUAAACCGCAGCGUAUCAGAUCAUGGCCGGCUUCCUGAUUCUGUUCAGCAAGCUAGGGAAAGGCUACUUCAGAGGCUUAACAGUGUGGACUUGUCGGGAAGAAGGCAAAACACAUCAUCAUCAGAAACCAUUCGGGCUGGAGUAGCUCCGGGCGUCUCCACCACUUCAGAUAGCAUAUUCGGUAGUCUAACCAGCUGCUUUCACGCUGACGUAACGAUCGCUCCCUGCAAACUCCAAGCGAGCACUGCUGAAUCCUUCAACAUUGAAGAUGAGCAUACGCUGAUCACGCAUUGUUCUGAACCAGCAGCUACUCAAGAAGAAGUAGCAAGCUGCAAAGGAACAGAUGGCGACGAACUCGCAGGACCUUCAGUGGAGUGCUCUAUAUGCCUGGAGAGAUGCGGAGAUGCAGACGGGCUCAUCGAGCUCCGAUGCAAGCACAUCUUUCACUCGGCAUGCCUGGAGCAAUGGCUGCGGUCUCGCAGCGACUGCCCCUACUGCAGGGCCAGGGUUCUCCUAACAGCAGAAUGAUGAGAAUUUGAGAAUUCAGAACUAAACCCCCAGCUCUAUAGAACCUCUCUUAAGCCCUUAACUUUGUCACUGCUCACCUGUUCUCCCAGUACCAAGGUUUUCCCCUUUGCUGAUGAGGCUGUGAUCCUUUGUCACUGUGUGAGGCUGCAGAAAUUAGCAUCUUACUGUAUCCUGUGUCUUACCUGACUUGUUGUUUUGCAAGUGGAUAUAAUGAGAGAGAUGUAGCCUGUUUUUCAUGGAACCUUUUUGUGAUUUGCUCAUUGUGUGGUUGCUCUACAAUUUUCUGGUGCUAAU
Molecule: messenger RNA, 1344 nt
Organism: Oryza brachyantha (malo sina)
Lineage: Eukaryota; Viridiplantae; Streptophyta; Magnoliopsida; Poales; Poaceae
Product: probable E3 ubiquitin-protein ligase RHY1A
Exons: 3
Coding region: 274-1050 (258 amino acids)
Source: RefSeq, a predicted model, not a curated record